AUGGCGCGGGUUUCUACUUCAGCGUUCAUCUUUGUCCUACUUGCUCUCAGCUCGACCCUUGCUGGGAGCGCUAGCAGCAGCGGGCCAGAAUUUGCUAGGCUGACUCUCCCCGAGCCAUACUUGGUGAACAUCUUUUUGGUGAACAACGCAACAAACUGGACCAACCCCCUGGUUGGAGCUGAGGGACCCCGACCUCUCCAGGUCAUCAAGUGCCAACCGUUGCUUAAAAGCUUGAAGAAGAACGUUGGACCUGCCUAUGAAUUCUACCAAGUGCAGGCACCUGAGACUGGAUGCAACUUUCCGCCCCCCUUGGAGGCUGUUGUGCGUCAUCAUCACUUGGGCUCCUUUGUUUACGGGGCUUUGUUCGCAUGGUUCUACCUCACUUUGGUCCUCGCACUUCUAAUGAUAACGCUUCUUGGGGUUCCUAUUGCUGCUGGAUCCCUACUAGAGAAACGCUGGAAAGCAGUUCCACUGGAAGAGCCUUCCGUUCCGGACCUGGAAGCGCCGCUGUCGAUCUCAGACGCACCGCAAGAAAGCGAUCCGGUCGAGGAACCGAGACAAGGAUCUGAAGCGGAAGCGGAAGCGGAAAGUGAAGGAAGAGUGAAAAGUGUGGCCUCCCUUGAGACCGCUAAGGAUCUCAUCGGUGUUUAUACUUUGUUCACCUUGAUCUUCGUUCUGGUGUUAGCUGCCUUUGCGACUACGGCGGCAAUGAAGGAGAUGUAUCCAAAGACCACAAUCGAGCCUCUGGGGCCGGUUGCUUUGCCCGACCCUUCGCAGGGGCUCAACCAGUUCUUGAGGGAGACGGACGCGACAUUAAGCUUGGAGCUGUGCAAAACGCCGACAAUGAGCUUCUACGUGGGCUUUCCGGACAACUGCGGACGGCUGGGCGAUCCGUACGGCGGCGUCGAGGCGCCCGCGAAAUCCGGACCCUCGAAGCCGAAGCGGGGGCUCUUUGUAUGGCUGACGAAACUGGCGUCCCUGCUCUUGUACUCCGCGGCCUUUAGCAUCGUCCUUCUGAGCGUCGCGGGAAACAUCGCGCUCAUCCGCCUUCUUCUCGGGGUGUGCGGAUCCGAUCAGCUGAAGGAAGUUGUUUACGCUUUGCGUGUGGAGCUUAUACAUUUGAAGGAAGCAACGGCGGAUGACUCGCGCAGGUCGGUUGUAUUUCAGGGGCCGGGGGUCACUUUGUGGAGAGCUCCGAGCUGA
Klebsormidium nitens is the source of this 1203-nucleotide messenger RNA. NCBI's taxonomy places the organism in Eukaryota, Viridiplantae, Streptophyta, Klebsormidiophyceae, Klebsormidiales, Klebsormidiaceae. The record is from the annotation of a GenBank genome assembly.